Molecule: messenger RNA, 18247 nt
Organism: Caenorhabditis auriculariae
Lineage: Eukaryota; Metazoa; Nematoda; Chromadorea; Rhabditida; Rhabditidae
Source: the annotation of a GenBank genome assembly
AUGGACCUUUUGGACCUCUACCACGCGCAUGACCUUUCCCUGGAAACCGAGUACGACGUCGAGUUCAAGAAGGAGGAAAUCGUCUUCGACAAUGAAGCUUCUACAAAACAGUCGACUCCAGAAGGAAAGAAGGUCAAGAAGCCGAAAUUCGUCCCCUGGGAACCGUACAAGGCUGCUCCCAGUGCUGACAGGUACUUUUCGUCUUUUUGUUUUGUUUUUGUUUUUUAUUUUUGGUUGAGUGUUUAUCCAGCUGCUUUGGGUGUUUGGGCAAUCAGUUGAGGAACGGUUUUGAAAUCGAUUUGUUUCGUGUGUUUUUUAUACUUUUUUAAAAAUUAUUCCUAUUGCUUGUUUGAUGAAGAGCUUCAGAGUUGUUUGUAAGAUAAAUUUAUUGAUUUUCCAGUAACUUAAAAUUUUUUAGUUGGAGAUUUUCAUAACUUAGUUCAUUCUUCUUAUAAUAAAUGCUAUACAAAGCGAUGUUUAUUUGAAAUUUUCGAUAUUUUGAAUAAUUCAUCAUUUAUCUCUUGAGGGUCCCAUUUGUGGUCUUUUUUUAAAUGCACACAUUUAUCCUUGAAAAAAAGGCCCAUUCUUUUUAAAGAUCUUCUUUUUUUUCUUUUUUUCUUAUUUUUCUUGCUGAUCAAGAAAAGGAAUCGAACUUAUGACCUUCUGAAUCCCAUCUGGAAGCGAACUCCAAUAGAUUAAAGUCGCAAAAAUAUAAAAAAAAUCACUAAAAUGAGCUAUUUUUUUUUAAAGGAGAGGCGAGUGUCCCGAGAAGCUGCCUCAGCUGAUCGCCUACCCGAGCGAGAAGGUCCAGAAGAUCAACAACAACAACGAGAACGAGGUGGAGACGAAGCGACUCGUCGACAUGCGACGUCUCCGACAGGAGCAGUCCAUCGACGAAGCUUCUCACACGGAUAGGGUCAGUUUUUUUUAGGGUAACUGAUUGAAAAUUUCUUUAAUAAGACCCUCCCCUAUAACUUAAAAUCACUAUGUUAGUCUCUUUUACCUCUUAAUUCCUCUUAUUCUCUCGUACCUCUUAGUUUCUCUUAUUCUCUCGUACUUCUUAGUUUCUCUCAUUCUCUCGUACCUCUUAGUUUCUCUCAUUCUCUCCUACCUCUUAGUUUCUCUUAUUCUCUCGUACCUCUCAGUUUCUCUUAUUCUCUCGUAUCUCUUAGUCUCUUUUAGUCUCUCGUACCUCUUAGUUUCUCUUGUUCUCUCUUACCUCUCAGUUUCACUUAUCUCUCGUACCUCUUAGUUUCUCUUAUUUUCUCGUACCUCUUAGUUUCUCUUAUUCUCUCGUACCUCUCAGUUUCUCUUAUUCUCUCGUACCUCUUAGUCUCUUUUAGUCUCUCGUACCUCUUAGUUUCUCUUAGUCUCUCGUACCUCUCAAUCUCUCUUAAUCUCCUUAACUUGCUAUUUUCACUCCUCAUAUUUCAAUCAAUUCAAAUUUUUCUAACCUUCCCAAAUUUCAUCAACGAAUACUGAAUUUCUUUCCAGGAAAUGCGGCUAGAAGACGAACUGAACAAGGUGCGAGAAGAGCUGACGAUCGAGAAGAAGCUGAACCAAGAACUUCGAAGGUUAAUGGUCGCAACUUUGAGCGAUGAGCUCCAGGGACAAGUUGAGGCUCUGACGGAGGAUAAGGUCCGGUUGGCUCAUCGGGUCGAUGAGUUUAUGGAAAAGGUUUGUGAAGGAAUCGAAGGGUUGGAAAAAAUAAAGAAGAAACAGCAUGGUUCCAAGGGACUUAUGGACUUCAGAGUGAUCCAUUGAAGGUUCCCCUCUAGGGACCACUUUACCCACCCUUAUAGGGAGCACUUUGGAAUUACUAAAAAGAGAUCCGCGCUUGAAAAUCAAUAUUUAUAGAAAUAGCUUAAUGGAAUCAAAUUUUUUUUUGACUUUUAUCUUUCAAAUACUCCCAGUUUCACUAUCAUUGAGUUUUUCCGAUGGAAAAUAAUUUCCCUUUCCAAAAUCUCUUAAAUGAAACCCUGAUAUGCACUAGUAGAAGCUGAAAUUCUAUCAGUUAUUGAAAAAAAUAGUAUUCAAAAAGUCCAGGAAGUUACCGGAAAAAUUGAGCUUUAUACAAGAAAAAUUAGGAUCAAGAAAGUAUUUAUUUUUUUUGAAAAAAAUAUUUUUUUAAUGAAAAAAAUUACCGUUUCCUAGGCCGUUUUUUUUGAGUUUCAACGGUUUUUUUCGAAUAAAGUCGUAGCUCAUCCCGCCACCCUGUUUUUAAAAAUAUAAACUUUUUUUGUAAUAUAAAUCGAAAAACCUUUUUCAUUCCCAGGCGCCUUCAAAGAAUAUAACCUAUAUAGAUGAUUAACGGCUGGCUUGAGCCAUCGAGAAAAGGGUCCUGCCACGAAAAGAGACGAGACAGUGCCUGGUUGGAGGAGAGUGCAAACAGGCCACGCCUUUUUGCGUCCUAAGCUAGCCGUGAACCGUCUAUAACAAGAAGAAACGGUUCUUUCAGCUGAUGGCGGACAACGAAGAAGCGGAACGGCUUCGGAUCGACUGCGACGUUUGGAAAUGCAAGUUCCUGGCGCAGUCGAUCCGCUGCGACGAGCUCAACGGCAAGAAGGAAGCUUUGCUCAGAGCUCUUCUCAAUGCUCAGAGGAUCGUCAGGGAUUCAAAGUGAGAUCAUGUUAUUUCGUUUUUGAUUUCAAGGCUGAAUGGUUGCAAAUGUGAUCUCAAUGAACUAUCACUUGAUCUACGAUUCAAGCUCUUUGAAACAUUUUUGAAACAGAAAAGUGGCGAAAGCCGCGACGCGGCCCAAGGUCGGAAUAUCAGACCAGCUUUUGAAAAACACUCAAGUCAGUCAUGCUUACAGUUUCAGUAUCCGAUCAAAAAGUUUUCACGUUUUCAACUAAAAAUAUUAACGUCAGAUUUAAAUAAAAAAAUUUUUGAUGGUAUGAAAAAAACAGUUGCGAAAAAUUCAAACGGCGACUUUUUCCGAUUUUUUUCGUAUCGCUAGGGAACUUUCCGAAGAAUCUUUUUUUCGACUUUUUCUCGAUAAAAUCUUCGUUUUAAAUCAUCCUAUAUAAAGUAGGUAGUUGGUUCAUGAUUAAAACACAAUGAAAUAAGAAAAAAAAAAUGUUAAUAGAUGUUUUAUAAACCGAAAAAUAUAUAGGAAAAAAAGUCGGAAAGUUCCCUAGCGAUAGGAAAAAAUCGGAAAAGUCAUCUUUCGAAUUUUUGACGGUCUUUUUUUCAUCCCACCUAAAAAACACUCAAGCCAGUCAUGUUUACAGUUUCAGUAACGGAUCAAAAGUUUUCACGUUUGUAUUCGAAUAAUAACGUUGGUUUUAAAUGAGAAACCUUUAAAAUUUUGAAACCAAAGGAAACCACUGGCUAAAAAAAUAAUUAAAGUUUUUAUCUUUUCAAUGAGCGUUUUAUUCUUCGCGCGACCACCUGAGAUUCAAUAUCGUAUAUUCUUUUCAUGAAUUUGAUUUGAAACUUGUACCUUUUUUCGUCCCUUGUGAAGACUGUUUUUCCCCCAAGCCCUCUAGGGACCACUCUAGCGCUUCUAACUGAGCCUACAUCUUAUAUCCUUUUUUUGAACUGAAACUUUUACUGAGCUUCUAUAUUUUUUUCCCCACAAAUCAACUGAAUGGCCAUCCAUUUUUCACUGAACUUCCACAUUUUUUUUUUCAAAAAAUAAGACUUUACCUUUCCAGCGCGACCACAGAAGAAGCCCUGACCUUCGCCUCGGCGGACCUCCAGCCACUGUUCGCCCGAACUCCUUGCGAAGAUCGGGUCCGUCGGCCCGCCCCCCGGUUUUCCAACGUCACCGUCGCCUGCUGCAAAUCCUGUGCUGGUCGUGAAAUCAUUCUACUGUAGGAUACUGUAUCAUACAUUGCUUUUUCACUUUGUCUAACUGGUUUUUUUCAUUUUCUGAUGGUUGUUACUUCCCUUCUCUUGUGAUUGUCACUUUUAUGGGUACGAGUCAGUAUUUUGAAUAGCAUUGGCAUUGAUGAAACAUUUUUAUGGAUUAUAAUAGCAUGAAAAAAAUACUCAUAACAUUAGAAAAAAAUAGAAAAUAUUAAAAAUCGAGUCAACGAUUAUUGGUUCUUUCUGGAUUCAGUUGAAAAAAAUAUCAUAUUUAAUUUUUUUGAAUUUUUUUGAAUUUUUUUUUUUUUUUAAUUUUUCUUUCUAGUCAUUUUUUUCCACACUGAAACUUUUCAAACUCCCAUUUUUCCAGUCCUAAAAAGCCGCCGAUAACUACGGUUUAAUUUUUUUCCUGGAUUCUUUUUUUGAAUCUUAAAACUAUCAGAACCAACUCUGAAACUUCUCAAAAUCGAAUUAUAAAGUGAGGAAAAAAAUGGCCAGUUAGAAUAAUUUAUUAUUUUAUCUUCAAAAUACCUUUAGAACCUUCCCAAGGCCUUUCCAAGGCUUUGUGGCUUUCAUUUAUUUUCCAAAAUCUUCCCAAAACCUUCUCAGGAUUCGCCUGGUCAUAAAGAGACUAGAAAAGCCAUCUCGAAUUUUUUUUUAAAUUUGAAACCUCUUUUCUAGCCUUUUUUUUCAAACUGAAACUUCUCAAACUCUAAUUUUCCAGUCAUAAAAAGCCGCCGGAACGGGUAUUUUGGAGAUAAAUACGGUUAUUAGGCUGGCGAAGGUCGCGCCGGGGUGAUUGUUUUCGGCGUUCCGCCGCGACUUUUUGGCGCCACUCCUGCUUUUUUUCGUCUUUUUUCUGCCUCAUCCGCGCCUCGGCAGCUGUGGGUUCUUUUUCGAAACGGCAGGUCAACAGAGAAGUUCUUUGGUGGCUUUUUCUUUUGUUUUAUCGAGGUUGAUCAUUGGUGUGACUUUUCGGCGAGUGAACUUUGGACUUUUUUCUGUUGGUUUUUUUCCCUCCACAUUGUAAAAUGAUAAAAAAGGACUUGUUAAUCCAAUUUUAAAAGAAUAGUUCCUCGAAAUUUUCGGAAGCUCAAAAAAAUUUUGAAGCGGCUUUCUGAAGAAAAAAAAAAUGAUUUUGAAGUCCUUAAAAAAUUCAAAAAAACUUAAAACUUCAUGUGUAUUCUUUUGACUUCAAAAGUGGAAUUUUCAGGAAAAAAACUUUUUGGGAAUCGGUUUUUUUGAAGAACUGAAACCAUUCAAAAAGUCUUCUCAAAUCGAACAUUUUAAGUUCAAAAGAUUAAAAAUCAGCUUUUUAACAAAUAAAACUGAUAUAAAGUUUCCAGAAAAAAAUCAAAUACAUUUUCAACAUCUUAGAAAUUUUUUUAUCUUUCCAAGGGACAUUUUGGGGCACAAAAAACUUGAAAAUCGACUUUUUGAAGAGCAAAAAUAUCAAUUUUCUCCCAAAAAAAUUCCUCAGAGAGCUUCUUCUAAUACUCUCUCAAUCACUAAACUCCUGAAAAACACGUCCCACUACUUUUUCUUCUGACUCCUUCUUCCUCGUCUCCCGAUCCAAUAACCGAUUUUUGCGAUCAGCUAUCUCGGCGCCAAAGACCGGAAACAAAAUCGUACAUAAUGACGAUCGGAAUCGUCAUUUUUUUCAAGAGUCUGUCCAUAAUCAUUUUUAUCAGAGAAACUUCCUUUUCAGCCGAUAAUCUUGCCAUUCUGCAACGAUUAGCAAGUUGAUCCUAUUAGUUUUUUUUUUCUCUCGAGUCGAUUUCCAUAUGAUUUUUCCGUUUUGCGAAAGCACUUUCAAUUUUGAAAAUGGAGAAAUAAAAACAAUUUUUUUGAAUCGAUUUUAAAGAAGCUUUUGAAAAAUCUCAAAAACUUUGAAGAGCGAAAUAAAUACGAUUUCGAUUUAAUUUGAGAGUUUAAAAAUUUUUUUCAGAAUCAAAGAUAAAUAGAAAAUCAAAAAUCGUAAAUUCCGAACUUUCAAAAAAAUUAUUCUUAGUUUCCAAAUCAACCAAAAACCGGUAAAAAAAUCUUUAGGAAAGUGGAUUUUCUUCCAAAUAUCAAAUUUUUUCGUUUUGGCAAGUAAAAACUGAAAAAAAGUCUCUUCACCUCUAUCUUCGUAAAAAUCGUCAAACGCGCUCCAGCGAACUAGGUAUCUGAUUGGCUCUCCCCGCCUACUUUCGAUUUUCUUUUGCGGUAAAAACAGAAAAAAAGCUAAUAUAUACGAAAAAAACGAAAAAAAUGCUAAAAAAAUUCAUGAAUUUUUCUGAAAAAAAUUUCUGUAAACUCUCUCAAUUUUGCACGCUAUUUCCAUCAAAUUUAAGCUUUAUCGAGAGAAAUAACGUAUUCCUCGAACUUCAGGAGCUUUCUGUGUCUGUUUCAAGUACUUUUAUUUACUCUUUUACAAAAAAAAAAUCCUAAAAACCAGCCCAAAACCCCUAGAAACGAAAAUUGCAAGAAAAAAGGCCCAGGAUCAGCUGGAACGAUGCCAAAUCGCCUCGCGCGGCUGGCACUCUGCCACGGCAUAGAAACUUUUUUCAGUGCGCGCGGAUCAUUCGCGUCUGACCGUCUGGGGCUCUCCUCGAACUGCGCACUGUCUCGUCCCUCCAGGCCACGCCCAUUCCGUUCCUUCGCACAGUGAUAACCCAACAGCACCAACCCGUCGGCCAUCGAUUUUCAGGCCUUUUUUCUUGCAAUUUUCUGUUUUUCUCUGGUUUCUACUAGGUGAAAUUGAUAGUUUUUGUGAAAUUAAAGGCUUUCUGCAGCCAAUUUCGACGGUAAAUCGUGUCGAAGUUGUACUAAAAACGCUUUUUUUUCUUGCAAUUUUCUCGUUUCUCGGGUUUUUAUUCAGUGUAAUUGAUUUUUUUUAAAUAAACUACAUGUUUUUUUAUUCGAUAAAAUCAACAGUUUUUCGAGAUAAUACAACUUUCUGAAGUAAACUGACAGCAAAUCGUUCAGAAAUUUCAUUCCAAUAGCUGAAAAUUGUGUUCCUUUUUUCUAUUUCUCUGAUUAAAAUUAAUUCUCGCAGUUGAUUACUUUAACUCAAUGAAUAUUCAGCUGUUUAUCGCCUUAUUUAAACUUUUAAUGAAACUGAAAGGUCAUUUUCGCAUCACAUAUUGUUUCGCAAUUCUCAAAAAGCUGUUUGAUAAACAAAAAAGGCAUUUUUCCGAGGUCGAUCAAGAAAAAUCGUUCAAUUUCUCAAAGAAAAAGAGUUUAUCACUCAUUUUUAAAACUUAGAUUUUCUGCCAAUUCGUUUUUUCGUUGAAAAAUUAGAAUUAUUAACUUGAUUAAAGAGAAAAAAAUUUAUUUGAAACCAUUUUCUUUUUCUUCUGAUUCUUCUCGACUUGGGCUUUUCGUUCAUUCCUUCAUGGGGUUUCCUUGCUAAUUUCCAUUCAUAUUCAAAUUUUACUGUAAUUUUAUUUUUUUAAAAAGUUAGAGUAGUGAAAAAUUACCCUGACUGCCAAUUUGAAUGAAAAAAAUUAAAAAAAGAAAUUCAAUUUUUUUCGUUAAAAAUUUUGUUUGAGACAUCAUUUUACGUGUGGAAAAAGGAAAAAUAAACUAUCAAAAAUUGAGUAAGCUUUUAAAGAGUUUUUCUCUUUCAAGCAGCCUUCAAAAACGCAACAUUCGUUCGAAAAACAAUUUUUCUAUAUGAACGAAAUUUUUCAAAAACUUCAGCAUUAUCAUUUUUCCUCCAUGGAGUACUAAUUACUGAAAUUUCCAUAUAAUUUACUUUUUUUACUUAUCCUCUACUUCAAAAUUAUGAACUUUUAUUCUUAUUUUCCAUUAAAUUUUUUUCCUUGUUUUCACAGCCACAGCAUUCACUAAAUGACUACACUUUUCAUUUCAAAUUUAUCUUUUUUUUUUCAAAAUCAUCGGUAUUCUCACUUUUUUGAUGCCCUUUCCGGCGGCGAAAAUCAACUCCGACUUAUCAACUAUUUGUCAGAAUUUUUUCUUUUUCGAUGAAGCCUUUUCCAACUUCAUGAUUCGGUUGAAAAAAAAAAUCAUUUUUGCCUCUAAUUUCUGUUUAUCGAAUAAAACUACCAGAACCCAGUUCAGGCCAUGUCAAGAAAACUUGGUUUUAUAAUGAAUUUCACAAAAAUCGCAAGACAAACGAUGGACACAAAUUUCUUUUCUCAACUUUUUUUUCCGGUUUGAGGAUAAGGAAAUUUUUAAAAAUUAUACACUGCUUCCAAUAAGUUUCAAAGAAACGCUGUUCUUAUCUUUUUUGAGCAGAAUUUUUUCUUAGACCGUAUGAUUAGUUAAGAUUUUUAAGCCACCGGCUGGGAGUUGCGGAAUAGUAAAAAUUCGCUUUUUUGAAGUAAAUCUUCUAAAAAUCAUGUCGCUGUAACGAUUCCUAUUCAGUCCAGGCCAUGUUCCAAGUUUCUAAAAGCCUCUUUUUUUAAGAAGUCUACCCAGUUGGGAAGCUAAGAUUAAUGAGAAGUAUCCUUUUCAUACAAACCACCUUACUACUACGGAAAAUAGUAUACCUCUCAAAACCAAGUCGCUUCAAAGAACACCACCAAGAUCCAGUCCGGACCAUGUUCCAAGUUUUAAAGAAACGUGCUAUUUUCGACUGUCUUCUCCAAAAGAAGCCCAUGUGACGGACGGUCCGACGAGGAACGUCGUCACCGGCGAUCCAACACAUCCAUCACCUCCUCGGCCUGUCAGUCGCAUCAGCUCCUUCGCUUGUCACCGUCGGCCCGAAAACCUCAUGUUUUUUGCUUGGCUCUUCUCCUUUUUUUUGGUUCUUGUUCGCUCCGACUAUCAGCAUGAGCCAUCAAAAGGAGGCCACACAUACAGUUUUCGAAAAAAAGAAGAAAGGGGCGGAUCCGGCAGUUUGGACCAUUUUAAAGCGUCGCCAACCCCUUCUUCCGCAAAGCCUAACUAACUACCUAACAAGAGACCUUUUUUGGCAGUCGAUUGAACUUCUGCUGUAACUAGCCUGAAGUGACUACCCUUGUUCCAAGCCAGAAUAAACUUCUAUCAUCAUAAUUCUUUUUUCUGGCUCCCCCAUUCCAAAUUUUGCAGGCUACACGAACUUUGAAGGGUUUGAAGCUUUUGAAUCCUCAUUUAAAAUAAAGUCUAAUGCAAGAAAUUUUCUUUUCUUGUUUUGAAAUCAGGAGAUCAUAUGAUCUUCUUCAGUUCCACCAUGGUCCAUCGGCCAAUAAAAAUCCCGUGUAAAGUGAAACUUGAAUUUAUUUUCGUCAACACUACCUCGCUCACAUGGAGAUCUUUUUAUCUAGCCCUUUGGAAUUUUCUGUAAAUUCGCUCAAAAAUCUUCGAUGGACUGGGAAUAAAACCCACUGCCUGUGCAAACUAUUAUUUUUUUUUAAUAUGAAUUUUUAAAGCUUCAGACCUAACUCUUGUUGAACGCGAAAUUUGAAAGUUCAUAUCCCUAAAACUAUAAAUCCAAACAGAUAACGACCACACGGUUUGAUUCACAGUUCAUUAAAAAUUUAUUUUAGCAAAUUUACAGGUAAAUCUAAAAGACUAGGUAAAAGGACACCCCAUGGGAUAUAGUGCUUGACUUUAUCCUUUCCUCCUGUUCUUCUUCUUCCUUUGUACCAUUUGAAGGAUCCUCAGUUGAUUAGCCGAGGUCCUUUUCCGAUAUCCGUGAUGGUCAGUGCACUGGCUCUAGUGACAUAUCUGUCCCUGUGUGAGCUGCGGAUCACAGAGCCGUGGCUUCCCGCAAAACUAACCCCUUGGUUGAGCCGUGGUGGGGAUCGAACUUGUGACCCUGUGGACCGUAGAUAGGUCCACAACCUGUUGCGCUACAGUCGCAUUUUAAUUUAAUAUUAAUUUUACGAUAUUCGUAACAACAUCCCUCAAGUUCUUUACUCGUUUCGAAAGUAAUUUCGCGGUUUGAGGCGACGCCGACGGCCGCUAUGAGCUCCGACGCUUCCGUCGCCAGCUCCUCGGCUCCAUUCUUCCCCGCCGACGCCGCCUCCUACGCGGACGCCUCCCACGGACUCAUGGUGAGUCAGCUGUUUUUCCAACCUUGGCAUCAAGAUAACACGAGCCAAAAAAUAAAUUUACGAUUCCAUCGUAUUAGGGAAUCGAAGUUGAUUGAUUUAGACAACCAAAAGUACAAAAUAGGUGCCUCGAAAAAUCUUCAAAAAGCUUUUUCAACUCUUUCAACGGGGUUAAAGUUUUAAGAGAAGAAGUCACUGAAACUCCAAAAAGCUCAAGGAGAAUCGCUACUUUUUUUAAAAAUUAAAAAAAUGCUACUCUCUUAAAUCUUUCUACCCAUUCUCUAAAUGCCCAUUCAACAGAACUUCCCGAAUAUCUCCAACAUUUUCCAGAGCCUGUACCCCCAAAUGACGGCGGGCUACCCGGCCAACCUGCUGUGCAGCAUGCCCCCGCAGUACUUCAACUACUCGAUGCCGGGCCAGGGGCUUCUCGGACCGGCGCCGGACGUUCAGUUCGCGUUCAACGCGGCCGCCGCCGCAGCCAUGCCGAGUCACGCUUAUCAGAGUUUGCUGCAACUGCCGACGGUGACUCACGCCGUCAGUCCGACUCCGGUCGCCUCGGCCUCCGCCUCUUCCAGUCAUUCGAUGACCAGCGCCGUCGACUCUUGCCAGCAGAUCGCCCACGUCUUGCAGUGCUACCAGCAGGUCAACUAUGUUAUAAUAUUUUGUUCCCUUGUUCUAUAGUCUGUGUACCACGACUUGAAAUUUCACCAAACGACAUUCCGCUGUUCCACUGCGUGCGUACGCGAAGCGUCUUUCGAAUCUAGGUAACGCUUCCAAAUGGUUGUUAUUGCUGUGGCAGCCCAUGGAAGUAGAGUACCUUUAUAAAAGAAAAAAAGUUAAAAGCGCGACCAAGGUUCGCAAAGGCGCGAAGCGGCACAGCGGAACGUCGUUUGGUGAAAUUCCAAGUCGUGGUACACAGGCUAUACUAUAAAGCCCCUCCAACUUUCAUUUCCCAACAUGGAAAAGAUUCAGGGCGGAGAAGACACCGAGUUCGUCCGCAAAGCCAUCGAGUCAUUGGUGAAGAAGCUUAAAGACAAGCGGGUCGAGCUGGAUGCUCUUAUCACGGCUGUGACCUCAGCUGGCAAGCAGCCAACCUGCUGCGUUACUAUCCAGGUAAGGAUCUCACAAAUAGUUAUUUUUUUACCGUUUUAUUUUGUUAUUUCCGUUACUGUUUGUGACUUCAUUACAUAAUGUUUUCUGUUGUGAACUUUUCCACCUUUUUCUGCUUUUCCUUGUUUUCUUUUAAUCUUCUAUUCACAAAGAUAUAGCCGAUUUGAUUGUCUGUCUGCGCUCUCCAUAAACCAGGCACUAUCUCUCUUCUUUUCGUGUCAGGACCCAUUUUUGGGUGGCUCAAGUCAUCCUUUCCAUUCUCACGAUUUCAAAGGUUUCGAACAACUUUUUUAUUCUUUUCGCUGUGUUUUUAUAUUAUUUCGAAACUUAUCUGCCUUCUAGCUUGUCUUAUAUUUUUUCUUUUCAACAUUUUUCAUUAUUUCCUUUCAUUUUUAAGUUAUAACUAAUCAUCCUCCUUGCUCUCCAUACUUAAGCUCAGUAUUCUUUUUUAAACAUUAUUUGAACAAUCAGUGGUCUGUCUAAUCAUAUUUUUCUCCUCUCUUGAAAAUGUUUCUAUUUCUAUCCGACCUUAUUUUUCUUUAAGAACAUUUUUUUCAUUAUUUCCUUUUAUUUCCAAGUUGUAACUGAUCAUCCUCCUUGAACUCCUCAUACUUUAGCUCAAUCGUUUUUUUCAGAUUUUGAACAGCUUUUGUAUAACUUUAGCUGUACUUGUUUUAGCUAUUUUGAGCUUUUAUUUUAAGAUUUUUCUCCUCUCUUGAACAUUUUUCAAACAUUUUUCAAAGAUACCUCGUUCAGCGCUCUCUCGACGGACGUCUACAAGUGGCGAAUCGGAAAGGAGUCCCCCACGUCGUCUACGCCCGCAUCUGGAGAUGGCCCAACGUCAACAAGAACGAGCUGGUUGUGAGUUUCUACAAGAUUCCUAGUUAUUUUUAAGAAGUGCACAAAAAAAACCUAGUCUAUGUCCGAAUAUUUAUCAGUAAUGCGCUAUUUCCAGUCGAGGAUAAUUUGAAUUUUUGAAUUUUUCAAGCUUCAACUCACGAAAUGUUCUAGAAACUGGCCCAAUGCCAAACUCCAUGCGAUCAUCAGGACCACAUUUGCAUCAACCCGUAUCAUUACGAGCGUGUCGUUUCUAGUGGGAUGUCUUCUUUGGGUUAGCCCAUCUGAAAAUAAAAAAAUCAAUAAUUUGAUUUGAAGAAGUGAAAGGCCUGAACGUGGAGAUGCCGACGGCGUUCAAGACGGCCCAAUCUUCGGCGUCAGCCGCCUCUUCUGCUCCAGACUUUCUCGAGAUGGACUUUGCCGACUCGGUUCAACACCAGGGUUCGUUUCUGAACAUACAGAAAUAAUUUCGAGCAUAAAAUGUUCAUGCAAAGAACCGUCAUAGAGUGAUGAACGUAACAGUUUUUUCGAAGGAUGAGAGAAUACGAAAUUUCUCGGAGAUUUCUGAACAUUUUUUGGUGUUUUCAAAAUUUAAGUGUACUCACUGGUUAGUUUAAAAAGUUCAAAAAAUUCCAGAUAUUACGAAAAUUUUGAAUUUCGCGCGUAAAGGUCGCCAUCAAAAUGUAGAACCGAACUUUAUUUUCACGGCUUUCAAAUUAUUUGAGAUAAGUCGUUUGUUUUAAUAUUUAUAUUUAUGAAAAAAAGAAAGGAUAACUGUAAAUGGUUUCAAUUUUUGCAUGGAUCAUUCUUAAAGAAAAAUAUGUCCAAUUUGAAAUCAUCAAAAUAUCUCUCAACGUUCAGGAAAAGCUCUGUAAAUUCCGAAAAAAAAGUCGAAAAGAAAAAAAUGAUCUUCUUUCGUAUUCUGAACUAUUUUGUUUAUUAUUUUCUAACUGUAUGCAGUGAAUAAACCUAUGAAAUUGAAAUGAUCAGUGAGGUCAAAAAGAGAGCGACGCUAGAAACUGGCGCCAAAAAUGAACUCUGUUAAAAAAUAGAGCAAAAACGCUGAUUCCGAUGUACAUUUUGUAGCCCAAAAAAGAAUUUUAAAACCCGCAGUUUGCAAAAAAAAAAAGUUUUAAAAAAGGUUUAAAGCGGAAAAAUGAAAAAUUUUCUCAUCAGGACAGCUCACAGGGGGACUUCUGACUGAGACCAUGUUUUCUAGAUGUAGUUUUUUAAGCUGAUUUCAGAUCUAGUUUCAAAAGUUGCCCAAUACGUCUGUGAAAAAAGUUAGAGUUUCUCAAAGUUCGAAAAUUUCAGUGUCUCUGAUUGAGCUUGAUUUUGGGGGUAUGUAGAUUUAGCCCCUCUGGUCAAUAUUUAUUUCGUCACAUCAACUUUUUAUACUUUUUUCAAACGGGAGUCAAAUUUCAAACUUAUUAACUUCAGGUUUUGGCGAAUGGCCUCCGGGUAGCAGCAAGGAAAUUUUCGGAUGUGAGGGAAGACCUCAAACUUCUUGGAACUUCCCAAGUUCUUCUGGGUUUGCCAACCAGCAAUUGCAGUUUCCGCAAAUGAGUGAGUUUUUCUACAAGUUUUAUAAUUCUUCUUACAGAAUACUUUUGAAAAAAUAUAAUAUAAAGGCUCUGAUUGAUAUAAUCUUCAUGAAAAAUAUGGAAAAGUUUGCUUUUUAGGGGCUAGAAAACACCUUCGAAAAAAUCCAGCUUCUCAUGUUUUACAAGACUCACAGAGCUUCAUACGAAAAUUCACAGAAUUUUUUUUUGAUACCUGAACUUUUUGGGCCUUUUUUAAAGUUAAGUUUGUGAUCUCAAAACCAGCAAGAUUCAUCACAAAACCACCCAAAAUUCAAUUUUUCAAAAAUAUUCAUUUUUCAGUCGAUCUCAACCAAAUCGCUGUGCCUCCUUCUUCACAGCGUAAGUUCAUUAAAAUUUGAAAAAUUCUCAAAAAAAAAUUUGCAGCUCUGGAACACUGGUGCUCAAUAAUUUACUAUGAACUCGACACGCAGAUCGGCGAGACUUUCAAGGUUUUGGGAUUAUUUUGAAAAUUGUUACAUUUUUAUGAUUAAGGCCAGUACGACGAAACAUCCAAAAGUGGUGGUGGAUGGCGGAAUGAAUCCUCACAGUGAAAGGGCGGGAAGGUGAGUUCAAAAUCAUAAAAAUAGUUCAUUUCUCUCACAGAGAAGUAGCAAAAGUGGCCCCUACGGGGGCUUGCCAGUCGAGUAUUGUUAUGAACUUUAUAAGAAGAAGCAUCUCCAUGCUAAAAAUUAAUCAAAAAAAAAAGCUUGGAUGGACUUUGAUAAAGCAAACUGAAGUUUCUGAGCAUCAGGAGGGGUUAAGCCACUAAAGCGACCCCUAGAUUUGCUCAGCGUUAGCAUUACCGAGAAGUUCCGACAAAGUUUUUUUUGUAGUUCCCUUCAUUUAUUUGCUAUGUAGGGAGCUAUAAAAACGUUUUCGGAACUUUUCGGUAAUUCUAACCGGACGCUAAGUAAGUUUAGGGGUUGCUUUAGUGACACCACUUAAGUGAUCCCUUGAAACGUUCAGAAACUUCGGGUCGCGUCUGGUUUGCGUUAUCGAAGUCCACCUAAGUUAUUUUUCCUAUAGGGGACACUUUUGCAAGCUUCAGGGGCCAUUAUAGUAGCUCGGACAUUGGUAACGCGAAACGGACGUUUCUGGGCGAUUCUAGGGUUCCUUAAGAGUGCUGAGGCUACUAAAGUGGUCACUAGAAAUGCCCCGACACGUCCGAUUCGCGUCCCGUUCGCGUUAUAAAGGACCGAGAGGCGAAGAGGUCCCUAGAGGGGAAUCUUCAUAAGCCCCUAUAGGAACUAUUCUGAUAUUUUGCAUUAUUCCUUUUGCGAAGCGAUCUAGCUUUGCCUUGGAUAUUUCAGAAGCACAAAAAAAAAAUCUUAUUACAGAUUCUGCCUGGGAGCCUUAUCCAACGUGCACCGGACCGAAGCCAGUGAAAAAGCCCGGAUUCAUAUCGGAUCCGGGAUCGAACUGCACGCUCUACCCGACGGAAACGUCACACUUUCCUUCACGAGACCUUCAAACUCGCCGCCAAGUCGGUGCAAAAUCUUUGUCCGCUCGGGAUUUCUGGACUUUUGCCACGGGGUCGAGUACGGCAGUAAGGUUAGUGCUUUCGAAAAAAAUCGAGUAUUUUUUUCGUUUUAUUCGAAAUUGUAUUUUUGUGAGGGGGGUGGAGCUUUGGAGAGAAGAUCAAAAAUUAUAAAAUUUUUUUGAAUGAUGAUUUAAUAAAUCAUACUUUUUUUCAGGUUCACCGGUUCACCGCCUCCAAUCAGACGACGACGGUUUGAACAACUUUUUCAAACUAAAUGAAUUCUUUGAUUUUAUAGGUAUUCGACUUGAGAUGGGCCUUUAUGCAGAUGAACGCGAGAAGUAAGACUUCAAAUGAAGCUGUUCGAGCUCAAGCCGCCGCGGUUGCUGGAUAUGUUCGCGCUCCACAGGUUCUUUUUCGUUUUUUCGACACUUACAAAGUGCAAAAAUUGGAAAGAAUCUACUUUAAAAAACCAACAUGAUGAUAAUAAUUAAAAAUUCAUUUGUUUUAAAUUUUGAAAACUGAAUAAAAUCAAGUAAAGUGGAACCUAAUUGGUCAUAAAAAUUGAAAUUCCAGUCAAUAAAAAGUAUCUAAACUCAAAAAGACAUCUGAGCGAUACUGGAUCCACUAAACGUAGUUUCUCACGCUUAAUUCGAAUAUGUGUCCAAAAAUUGAAUACGACUCUGAAAAAGUUCUAGGCCCUUGAAUUUGAAAAAAAGGAUUUACCAAAUCUGUAGAAAAUUUUUAAAGCAAAGUAACUUUGAAGAUUCAUAUCUUGAUUCAAGAAUGUUUGAACGAAAAAAAUAGUCCUAAAAAUAUUCAACCGUGAAAGAAGGUUCUAUUGCUAAGAAAAACUUUAAAAAGUCGAAAAAUUAGAAAAAAAAACUGCCAAGAAUAUUUUAAAAAACCCCGUUAAAAAAAUGUAUAAUUGUUCAUUUUUUUAGAAACUUUUUAUAUCACCUAACUGUUCUUCUGAAUUUCAAUAUGGUCGCAAAAAUUUUUUUUUUAAUUUUAAAUGGUUGAGAGGAGGAAAAAAGUGUAUAGGAAUUUUUUGCUCCUCAAAAUCGAGUCUUUAAUUAUUGUAGUUUCGAAAUUUUCCACAACCUUUUGUAAAUUCAGAACUUGGAAAUUUUCAAAACAUCGGUUUUUUUUCGAUGUCAAAAAUGAUAUUAUAAGUCUACCCUUCUAGGCUUAUUAGACUCUGCAAGGCUCGAAAGUUUGAUCGGUAUUUAAAUAUUCUGACGGCGCGACGCCACACACACAUACGGAAUGGAUAAUUGGUUGCACACUUUGCCCGGAAAUCAUAUUUUUGAAAAGAAAAAACGACGCGAUUCAGAUGUCGCUGAACGUGGUGCCGGACAGCGGCGUCGACCGGAUGCGACGCGAUUUCUGCACGAUCGCGAUAUCGUUCGUCAAGGGUUGGGGCGAUCAAUAUCAUAGGAAAAGCAUCAAGGUGAGGGAGAAGCGGAAGAAAAAGAACUUUGAAAAGAUCAGUGAAAAGAACUUAUUAGUCGAGUUAGUCAAGUGUAUUUCGAAAUUAUCAGCAUUGAUAAUAAUAAUAAGUUAUUAACCCCUAGAGGGUUUAUAAAAUGCAAAAGAGGACAUUUUAGAGUUCAAAUGAACCUUGGAAAAAAAAGAAUCUGGUUCAUUAGCGAAGAGGUAACCCUUUGAAGAAGUUCUAUUUUGAAAACGAAUCAAGAAACAAAGUCAAGCCCAAAAUCCUAAAAGCUCGAGGUUUUAUACUCGGGGAAAAACUGAAAAGCAACUUAGUUUGAAUCUCGAAAAGGUUGAAGGAACAAAAAACCAAAAAAAAAAAACGAAAACGAGAGAUCAAUGGCGGCCUGAAGAGACGCCAGAGAAAUGAAUAUCUCUUUUUCUCUGGCGUCUCUUCUGAUAGUCGUUGAUCUCUCGCUUCAUCUUAGAACUCUCUUUCUUUCUAAAUCAACCUAUAAUUUUCUUCUUAUGAACUCCAGAGUGUUCCCUAUAGGGGCACACUUAGGGGUUCUUAGAUGGUUCGUUAUGGGCCUUAGGGGCUCUUAAAGGGUUCCUUCAUAAGACCACUUUUUGUGGGCUGUUUUCCCUUAGAGACCGCUCUGAAAUUCUUCAAUAAAAAGUUCCAGGAAACCCCGUGUUGGAUCGAGGUCCAACUCCACAGGCCCUUGCAACUGCUCGACCAGGUCUUGAAGUCCAGUGCUCCAAUGUGAAAAACUCCCGAUUUAUAUAAAUAUCUAUACAUAAACCCGCUCCUCACAUUCUUUCUUCACUUUUCCCUACCGGUGUACAUUUCGAUUUACUUUCACCUUGUCCUUCUCUUCCCCCAGUGGCCAUAUGUCCGUGCGAAUAAAUUUCUUUGGAAUGAAUUGAAAACGGCAUUUUGAGCUCAAUUUGGGUGGAUUUUUGAAAAAUGACAGCUUCUAGGUGCAUUGAAGUUGACUGGAAUAAACGGGAAAUUUAUUUUUCUUUUUGAAAAAAAACAGACUUUUUCUUUCUAAUUCUGUAGAAAUUCAACGGAAAUUUAAGAAAAAAUUAAUCUUGUAACCCUUACAAACUUCGAAACCCUAAAGUGAUCCCUGUAGUGUCAACCUUAGGGGGGGCCCUUGAAAGUUCCCCUAUAGGGAGCACUUUUUUGUCCCCUUGAGAGGCUGUUUUUUCCCUAAUCCCUGAAGGGACCACUAUGGCGUUUUUCCCAAGCAGUUCGAAACGAAAAAGUCCUUCUUUCUGUCGAAAAAAAAUCAGAAAAUUUCGAAAUUUUGAAAUUUUUCCCCUUUUCAUAUUGCUCUACGAGCUCUCCGUUUCUCGUAGAAAUUGGUUUAACUACUAAAAAUUUUUUAUUCCUUUUUUUAAAAAUCGGAUUGAGAUCACGCGAAUUGGCUUUUCUACCGUACUUUGCGUGUACCUGGCCGAUUAAAAAACCCAUUUUUCCUGUUUUUAACAUACAAACCCAAUUUCUAACGAUCUGAAUAUUGGUUUUUCAGUACCCGCUGAAUGGAAUAAGUCUGGAAAAAUGGUCGAAAAGCCCAAAUUUUAAUUUCAAGCCUUCAAGGAUUAAAAAUUGCCUGUCUCAAUUUUUCAAUUUUUCCUCUUUGAAAAUGAGAAAAAUUCCAUUUCAACACGCUUCUCAAUCAAGCGAAACCACUCAAAAAGGAAGAAGAGGUCAGUCCCUUUCGGGGUAAAAAAAGGCGAGAAACUGAUCGUCCGUCAUCAAUUUCCCACAAGUCUCAUAACAAUUGGCUCGUCGAACACAGCGCGUAAAAGGCCCCCAGGCGACGACGGUUUUACCCAAAAAUGAGCGGAAAAUAGGAAGGAGUUGCUCCGUCGAGCAGAUUCCAACGACACCCUCGAGAAUUGGCAACAUCGGGCCACGCGGCGGCGGCGGCGACACUUUUGAUUCACUCGAACCACUUCAAAUAUGCAAAUCUCGACGGGCCAACUACAUUUAUUAG